This is a messenger RNA of Schistosoma mattheei, 2790 nucleotides long. The record is from the annotation of a GenBank genome assembly. Lineage: Eukaryota; Metazoa; Platyhelminthes; Trematoda; Strigeidida; Schistosomatidae.
AUGGACAAAGCAACCAAUCAGAAGCCAGAAAUUGUGACAAGCCAACGAUUGCCCUCAUUGGCUGUUGAUCGUACACAGACCACAUGUCUAACCUCUGGAAAUAAUCUUGUAAAAGCUCAUAUGUCAAAUCAAUCAUACGACAGUAGCUACGAUUGCUCGACUAAUUUUCAUCAAUAUCCUACAUCUUUACCAAAUCAGUCUAGUUUAAAAGAAUCAAUAUUUCAUGAAAGUAAUGAGGAUAAUAAUGGAGAUACAAAGUCAACUAUCAGUAGUGGUCAACAAAAACAUGGUUUGAUUAAGAAAUUACUAAAUCGAACACAUUCAAAUAAUAUUAAUCAUAUUACUAGUAGUAAUAGUAGUUCAGAGAAAUUGAAAAUCUUGGAAUUACGAUCUCAUCGUCGACCGCAACAGGCCACAGACGCUUUACAGAAAGUUAUGGGAAAUGCUCAUCAUGCUAACCCAAGCUAUGGGGCUGGUGUUGGCGGUGGGGUUCCUCAUUCUUCCGAUGGAAAUGUCACCAAUAAGGUAACUAAAAAUGUAGCCAAUACAAAAUCACAUAAUAAACAGUUAGUCAUACAUAGUCAUCCAACUAACCAACAAACAUCAUCUUCAAAUGAUGAUCAUCUAUCGUCAUAUGGUAAGACUAAUCCACAAUCAAUUAACAGUAGCCAUACUAUUACUACUACUCCUAGCAAUAAUAAUAAUAAUGUUAUUAAUGGAGUUAUAAAUAAUCCAUCUAAUCCUACAACAACAAAUGAAACAAUUGUCCAAUUACAAGAAAUGAUUGCACAUUUAAAAGCUGUUGUCAAUGCAAAAGAUCAACGAAUACAAGAGCUUGAAAGGGAUAAGGAUAAACUGCGCUCUGUACUUCAUCAACAGUUAACUAGUAGUUGGGACGAUUCAACAUUAUCUUCACCUGUUGAAGGCCUUAAAGUGAUUCACGAGGAUCUCCCAUCUAUCAAUGAAACAAAUCUUAAUAAUAAUAUCAAUGAUGAUAAACGAAAUGAUGAUGAAUCCCAUAGUCCUUCAUCAUCAUCAUCUACGCCAGCUGGGUCUCCUCCAGUUACUGAUGUCACUACCCCUCCUCCCGCAGCAGCUUUGUUACUUCGUAAACGUUUAGGUGUCUCUGGUGAAUCAAUGAAAUGUGCACAAGAAUUAGUUUACCAUGAUAAAGAUGCCAAUUCUCGUCGACAAAUACGUGAAGCUUUACGAAGUAAUGAUUUAAUCAAGAAUUUAGAUGCAGUUCAAUUACAAGAGGUUGUCUCCUGUAUGCAUGAACAAACAGUGCCAGCUAACUGUUAUAUUAUACGUGAAGGCGAUGAUGGUGGACAUUUGUAUGUCGGUGAAGAGGGUGAAUUUGAAGUUUCAAAAGGUGGUAAACGUCUGUAUAUUAUGGGAGCUGGUCGUUGUUUUGGUGAAUUAGCUUUAUUAUACAAUUGUAAACGUACAGCAUCUGUAAAGGCUGUAACUGAUGCACGUGUUUGGGUGUUGGAAAGAGCAUGUUUUCAAGCGAUUAUGAUGAAAACUGGUUUGGAGCGUAUUGAAGAACGUAAAGCAUUUCUACGAAGUGUACCAUUACUCAAAGAUUUAUCACCUAAUCGAAUAUUGCGAAUCGCUGAUGCAUUAGAGGCUCAGUAUCAUUCAGCUGGUGAUUGUAUCAUAAGGCAAGGUGAACUGGCUGACAGUUUCUUUUUAAUUCAAUCUGGAAAGGUUCGAGUCACUAUAUCCUCACCUCAAAAUGGUUCAACCGAAACCAAAGAAACUGAAAUUAGACAAUUAACCAAAGGUGAAUAUUUUGGUGAAAAAGCAUUACUCGGUGAGGGUCGUCGAACAGCAAAUGUUUAUGCUGUUGGUCCUGGUGGUGUUGAAGUAUUAUGUUUAUAUCGAAAAGACUUUUUGGAAUUGAUUGGUGAUAUACAAGAAUUGAAAAAUAAAGAAUAUGCUGAUGAAGAAACACGAUUAUUAGGCCAUAGUUCAUUUUCACAAGAAUCAUCCACUGUUAGUAUAAGCACAAAAGAUACCGGAAAAUUAGAUUUAACUUCAACAAAAAGUCAAGAUGAAUUACAUACAAAAUUCGGUUUAAUUAAUCAACCAUUACUACCGGCUAGUUUAUCAUUACAACCAAAAAUUCAAUGUAAUAUACUAUUGAAAGAUUUAGAACAUAUUUGUGUACUGGGUGUCGGUGGUUUCGGUAGAGUGGAUUUAGUAACAUUAAAAAAUGAUCGAACUCAAGCAUUUGCAUUAAAGCGAUUACAAAAAGCACAUAUUGUACAAACUCGUCAACAAGAACAUGUAUAUUGUGAAAAAUUAAUUCUUUCAUCUGUUUCAUCACCGUUUAUUUGUCGAUUAUUCAAUACAUAUCGUGAUAAUAAAUAUGUAUACAUGUUAUUAGAAGCAUGUUUAGGCGGUGAAUUAUGGACUAUACUUCGUGAUAGUCAUCAUCUUGAAGAACGUACAGCAAGAUUUUGUUUGGCAUGUUGUAUUGAGGCAUUGGAUUACUUACAUCGUCAUGGAAUUGUCUAUCGUGAUUUAAAACCAGAGAAUAUGCUGGUCACAUCCAAAGGUUACAUUAAAUUAUGUGAUUUCGGAUUUGCCAAAUACAUUGGAAUUGGUCAAAAAACAUGGACAUUCUGUGGUACACCAGAAUAUGUUGCACCAGAAGUAAUUCUUAAUCAAGGACAUGAUUUCGCUGCAGAUUAUUGGUCGUUAGGUAUUUUAACUUUUGAAUUACUUACAGGCGCUCCACCAUUUCAAGCAUCAGAACCAAUUAAAAUUUAUAUGAAACACUGA